ACCAAUUUCCUUCUGGGACAUGCAUAAAACUGAAAAACCUUUUUCAGGAAAAUCACUGGGAUCCCACCAUGGAUGUAGCCGACAUGCUCAUAGAUAAAAUCUUCCAGUGGGUGAAGCUGCAGAAAGAAGCUGCAGAGAAGUUUGACAAACUGGCCACUGAGCUGGAGGAAACCAAGAAAGGUUGCAACAUCAGCAAAGUUGUAGGCAGCUCAGUGUCUGUGGGAGGAGCGGCGGCCAUGACAGUUUCUGGCAUAUCAGCCCUGGUCACUGGAGGAGCUGCGAUCCCGUUCCUGUUCGCGGCUGGAGCCGUGGCCUCUGGCCUCGGUCUGACCACUAACCUGACCUCAGAUGUUGUGGACAUCACUGUGGCCAGCCUAAACAUGAAAGAAGCCAAACAGACGGGUGAGAAGAUUGAGAAUCUCGAAAAGGGGAUUGAGAAACUGAUGGAAACGCUAAAGGAGGAAGGAGAGCGGAGGGAGAAACAGGCUUCAUCUGUUGAGAAACUUUCUCCAGAAGAUUAUGUUGUAGAAAUGAUCGUGAGGGCCAUGGCCAAACGAGAGGGGCUGAUGCUGAACGCCAGGAUCAGUCUGCAGAACAUGCUGUCUGGUUUCUCCAAAACACUAAUCAGUGAUAAGGAGGCAGAUUUCGCUCUUCUUGGGAUUUCUUUAGCUUCCAAGUUUGCGAUGAUCGCAGCUAGAAAGUCUGGGAAGAGGUUGGUGUUAAAUGGCUUUCCAAAGCUGGCAGCAGCCAUGGGAGCAAAAGCUGCAGGCAAAGUAGUCGGACAGGUUGGCGCAGGAGUGGUUGGGUUGGCGUUUUCAGUUCCUGAGCUGGUGAUCAACUGUGUCGAUGUGAAUAACUGUAAGACUGAAGCCAGUCAGAGUCUGAGGAAGAACGCUGUGGACAUUCGGAAAGCUUCUGACCAGAUGGAAACCGACCUUAAAAACAUUCAAUCGAUCUUCCGGAGGUUAGCCAAGAUUAAACGCAGCAUUGAAACCAAAAACAAGAGCAGUGACGACCAUCAAACUCUGCUGAAGUUUGCACUGGAUACCUGCAAAGAUGAAUCCGUUAGGAAGUGGCUCAGGGAAAAUGCAGACUCUAAGAUCUUCUCCAACCUGGUGGACAUGUUCCAGUUCAAGAAGGAAAAGCUUGAUGAGGAAGAGGAGAAGAACCUAAAGAUAGCUUCUGGAAGAAAUUUGAGAGGCUGGAAAGCAGACAUGGCAACCCGGGAAGAAACCAUAUCCUCAUCCCAUUGAUCCUCCCAGAACAAGAUGAUGAAGAUGAUGAAGACAAAGCUUUCAAAGCCAUGUUCGGUUGAACUCUGAGACAAAAUGGCUAUGUUAUUCCACUUUCUGUUCAGUUUUUGUUAACUUUUACUGCACUGCCAUCUAGUGGUCUUAGACUGCAAAGGAAAUUUACCCCCAGUUUAAUUAAUUUAUUUAGUCGCAGUGAGUACAGUUAGAGUCAGUCUGUUCAGUCAUAUUUACAUUAAAGAAAAUAACAAUCCAAUCAAAACAGAUUCAAAACUCAAAUUCAGGACAUCAAAUAAUCAAAAAGUUCAGGUGACUGCAUUAAAUCAUUUAGUUUCCAGCAACAGGCAACAAACUGGAUGAGCUGCAGACAAAUGCUUAUAUUUCUCAUAUCUGUGGUUUUAUUUCUUCUUGUUUUCUCUGAUUAUGCAGCAAUGCAUAUUCAAUGAUUAUGCAUUAUUGAUUUAUUCCUGACUGAUUUACUAAUUUAUUCCUUAAUACUUCACUGAAAUUAUGCUUUGUUAUCAUUGUGUGUAUUUUUAAAUAACUUUAAUAAUAAUAAUGAAUGAAUGAAAUUAGCCAAAUUACAAUAGGUUUAUGUUAAAACUCUAAAACCUGAUAAAAUGUGUUGUGUGUAUGUUUCUCAUCUUUUCUUAGAUAAAAACCUUUUAAACUACAUUUGAUAACUGAGCUUAUGGUACUUUUUAAUAAUUAGGAUCAAUUUAAAUGUAUGCAUGUAUAAUUUUUUUUGUAAAGUGUCUUGAGACAAUAUUUGUUGUGAA
Molecule: messenger RNA, 2029 nt
Organism: Gambusia affinis (western mosquitofish)
Lineage: Eukaryota; Metazoa; Chordata; Actinopteri; Cyprinodontiformes; Poeciliidae
Exons: 3
Coding region: 69-1253 (394 amino acids)
Source: RefSeq, a predicted model, not a curated record